AUGUCCGAUACAGACCAGCGCGCCGUUAACACCGUCUUUGCAAAUAUCGGUAAGGCGAUCGAGGCUUAUGAGCGUCUUUUGAUCAGUGGGAAUGCGCCGUUUGAUCAGUAUGUGGCAGGCGACACUGAGGCAAUAAUACUUGAAGCGAAGCGUGGAUUAAAAGUAUUUAUCGGUAAAGGUGUUUGCAUCCUCUGCCACGAUACGCCAAAUUUUACUGACAAUGAUUUCCAUAACUUGGGUGUACCACAAGGCGAAUUGCCAGAAGAUACCGGACGUUAUGCAGGAAUCUCGUCGCUUUUAGCAGAUCCGUUUAACGGUGGGAGCAUCUAUAGUGAUGAUACCGCCGUCGCUACGCGUAUUCUGAAUUUCUUGGAACCAACAUCGCAACAUCAAGGCGAAUUCAAAACACCAACGCUCCGUAAUGUAGCACUGACCGCACCCUAUUUUCACACUGGUGAAUUUCCAACACUCGCCUCCGUGAUUGAAUUUAAUAACGCAGGUGGAGCCGGCGGCAACUUUGUCGGUAGACGUGAAGGGACACUGGAACCGCUGCAUCUCACUGAGCAGGAGAAAGAUGAUUUGGUUGAAUUUUUAAAGACAUUGACAGGUGAAUUGCCACCCGCACAUUUGCUAAGUAAACCGAAACUCCCCAAAUCUGACUAA
Geodia barretti is the source of this 663-nucleotide messenger RNA. The record is from the annotation of a GenBank genome assembly. Lineage: Eukaryota; Metazoa; Porifera; Demospongiae; Tetractinellida; Geodiidae.